Molecule: messenger RNA, 530 nt
Organism: Anopheles merus
Lineage: Eukaryota; Metazoa; Arthropoda; Insecta; Diptera; Culicidae
Exons: 2
Coding region: 72-512 (146 amino acids)
Source: RefSeq, a predicted model, not a curated record
CACACCGUAGACACAAGCCGCUCCUGUUGCUCUCGCGCGCUAUCGAAACCAAAAGGACCAACGAACGACGAAUGGAGCAGCACUGUACGCUGGAGCGUGGCGGUCAGGCAAUUUGGGUGUGUCUGUGUAACUGCGUGGCUGUGUGUGGGCACGCGAGCCGGAUGCACCGUUUUGUUACUAUACUGUGUCCUGAUGGCACCGCUGGACGCAAAACCUUAUCGGGACCCGGAGACGACCAAUCCCGGACAACCGACUUCCUGCACGGCUCAGCUACUACUAAGCACCACUACUGGCAAGCGUUAGCGGACGAGUGCCGAACGGCCGAACGGCCAUCACGAGAGGGCUACGAACGCACGGGAAUGUGUGCUCGGCCGAAAAAUGCCAACACGCGCGCGGCGCCUCCAUUCCAUUCGGCACGAAGUUUUAUCAAUAUCGAAGGGGAAAACUCGAAGGGGCGCGACCGCGUUUACACGGCGAGGUUCGAGCGCUUGAGUGCGCAGACGGACACGUAAAAGCCGGUAAGAGUGGGA